AUGAAGUUUUGUGGAGAUUUCGUGAAGACUGAAAGGGUGAAGAUAAAUCGUUUCUACGGGGUAUUAAAGGCGGAAUUUAGGGAAUUCAUCACUCCCUCGAAAUGUGAGACCCUUGAUGAACUUAUCAAUCUGGCACGAGAUAGAGAAAUUGAAAUCAAGAGACAGGAAGAACGUGGUGAAAAGAGAUCAAGUGAAAAGGGUGCAAGUUCGAGUCCAUCUAAAAAGGGAAAGUUUCAAGAUCAAGGGAGGAAGGAAAAUUCGAAAGGUGGAAUUACUCCUUGCAAGACUUGUGGAAAACUCCAUACUGGAGAGUGUCUGUUAGGCAAGAAGGGGUGCUACAAAUGUGGUAAGGAGGGACAUUCAUCUUAUCAAUGUCCGAAUAACCUGAAGACUUGCUUCAAUUGUUUCGAAAGGGGACAGAUCAAACCGGAAUGCCCAAAACUUCAGCAAGAGUCAAAGAAAGAAGAUAAGAAGCAAGAGGGUUCUAGGGCGAAAGGGAGGAUGUUUCAAAUCACAUCCGAAGAAGCCAAGUCGCAACCGAAUGUGGUCUCAGGUAUCUUUCUAUUAAACUCCAUACCGGUUUACAUUUUGUUUGAUACCGGAGUCACUAUGUCGUUUAUUUCUAGUGAAAUCGUACAACAUCCUUCAUUUAAGAUUGAACGAUUGCCGAUGCCUCUAGAAGUAGAAAUAACCGAUAGUAAGAUCUAUAUGCUACACGAGAUAUGUAGGAAUUGUAAAUUCAUAAUGGAAGAUGAGGGAUUCGAAAUUGACCUCAUACCUAUGGUUCUGGGGGAAUUUAAAAUGAUAGUGGGAAUGGAUUGGUUGGCACGACACCGGGUAGAAAUUAAUUGUGAAAAUAAGAUAAUGUCUAUCCAAGCUCCAAGUGGGAGGCAACUGAGUAUUCAAGGGGAAAGAAACGUAGAAACCAAAUUGUGUACCCUUGUCCAAGCCUUUAAAUACAUACUUAAUGGAAAUAGAGCAUACCUGGCUUAUGUGUUAGACGCUCAGCAAACCCUCCCGAAGCUAGAAGAUGUUGAGGUAGUGAAUCCGGGUGCGAAGCCCGUUGCGAAGGCUCCCUAUAGAUUGGCUCCCACCGAGAUGCGGGAGCUAUUGACACAAUUACAAGAUUUGUUAGAUAAGGGCUUUAUACGCCCGAGUGUGUCUCCGUGGGGAGCGCCUGUUCUAUUCGUUAAGAAGAAAGAUGGGGGCGAGUUGGUUCUCCAAGAUUGA
Helianthus annuus (common sunflower) is the source of this 1230-nucleotide messenger RNA. RefSeq lists its product as uncharacterized. The record is from RefSeq and is a predicted model, not a curated record. Gene Ontology annotation, molecular function: aspartic-type endopeptidase activity; zinc ion binding; nucleic acid binding. The transcript has 2 exons. Lineage: Eukaryota; Viridiplantae; Streptophyta; Magnoliopsida; Asterales; Asteraceae. Gene Ontology annotation, biological process: proteolysis. The coding region runs from base 1 to 1230 and encodes 409 amino acids.